CAAGGAGGAAGAAACAGGACUCAACAGAUAGACACGCAAUCCUCGUUGUCCUGUCGAUGCGUCGUGUCGUUAUAUUCGCUGCGUUGCUACAUUCCAAUCCAGUGCCAUGAGCACUCAACAGGCCCCUGAUCGACCAGAUGUGGUUCCUGGCGCCGUGUAUCAUGAGCAACGCCAUGGCCUGGAGCCCGACUCUUACACGAGCAAGAAGCUGCAACAUGCUUCUCCCCACCACCUUCACGUGACGAACAGAAGAUUCUUCAUAGGGCCAAUUCCCGAAGGCUGGCUCCAGCAUCACAGGAAAUCAUGGUAUAAAUCAGGUAUUAAGUUCAAGAACUAUUCGUCCAAGACCGUUAGCUUCUCCGCGGACCCGGUUGUCGUGCAUUACGAGGAUGACACCCCCGAAACCGAUAACGAUCCAUCGUCUUCAGGUCCGGAGCAGGAGGACAACCAGAAUGGUUCUUGGGAAGACGAAGAGACACCGGAAGACCAGGACGACCAGGACAAUGAACCCAAUGGACAAGGAUCGUCCCGGCGCUCGGAAGAAGUGGACACUACCUCAAGACGGACCGGUAAAUCCAUGACCACGCCUACCACAGAAACAGAUGCCUCGUCUUAUAUGACUGCCCGCGAAAUUGGAGGAAGUGUAGACGGCCUGGGUGCGGAUACCAAUGCGAACACAAGCGCGAACACAGGUACGGAUACAGGCUUGGACAGGCAGGAGACGGAAGGAAUACCACCAGAACAGCCCGUCAAGAAACCCAGCUUGCGAAUGUUGCAAGUUCCCAGCACCGGUGAGACUGAUCAGUCCAGUCCCAUAGCAUCCGCAAGCGAGUCCGAGUCAACAACCGCGUUGCUAAGACACAAAUCGGGACCCAAAGAUAAAGGAAUCCAGAGGAUAAUACAGCCCACCCUUGAGCAACAGGAGCCUCAGAGUGAGGGGACCGACUUGGAAGAGAGUGUCCCCAAUGGAAAGGCCAUUGGAAAGGGGAUAAGAGGCCAGAAAAGGAUGGUCAAGUACAGUCUCGAUGACAAUAUCCUGGAUAAGCAACAACGGCUUCUUGCGAGGUUAUCCAGGACCCACGAUAGUAUCUCAGCGAAUCGACCGCGUCGACGAAAACUGCAAAACGGCGAAAUCAUCAAGGCGGAACGGAUGCUUGUUCGAGUCGAACAGACGAUGCAGAGAGACCUUCCCGAUGAUUACACCGAAAACGACAGCAUGCGAAUGGAGACACGAGUCGUAGAUAAAUGGCGAGAAUUUCUGGUGGUUUGUCGAAUGGCCGACGAAGAGUAUGCACCAUUUACACUACAGAUGUACAAGACCCGGGUCGUACCAGAGGUACAAAAAUCAGGCACGAAGAUCUCUCCUUAUUACGAGGUGUCUCUGGACAACAAGAGAACAAGGGUCAAUUUCUAUUCUUCAUUGGACAAAACUAUCGUGAUGUGGCGCCCUUCGAAACAUGGAACCAAGAUUUUCAUUGUACGCCCAAAGUCGACAGCACACGCGGUUGAAUGGUAUACCUUCAUGUGCCAGGCACUAGGCCGGGAUAGGCCAUCUUCCCUUCAGAUAACGGUUCCGGAUCUCGGCGUCUCUCUCCUCUUCAAAGAUCCUUUUGCACAAAUCGAAGCCGCCAUCAAUUCGAAAAAUAAGGAUCGACAAACAGACAGAAACCAGGCUCAUCCUGAAGAAUGUAAUGUGGCUACAGUAAUAAUACGCGGCUGUAUGGAAAUGCUUGAAAAUCGAACAGAAUGGGCAGAUGUAUUGCGCGAAUGGUCGAAGUCUGAGAAAAUGGGUCUUGCUUGGAGACGGUAUGACCGACUCGAAUGGGUACUUGGUGUCAAUGAGGAAAGGAUGUAUGGAUCAAUCGGAAUGCAGGAUACGCAUGAACUGGAGUUGCGGCCUAGACAGCACUACUCAACCACCGUCAAGCAUGAGGGCACGAAAGAGGAUGAGCCACCACCGCUGGAAGGCUUUUUGGUCCGCCUAACAUCCCAGAGGGGGGUUCAUCAGCGGUUGAACAGAAUGUUCUUCAAACGACUUUAUUUCUUCACCCAGGAUCACUAUCUUUUCUUCUGCAGGCCAGCAAAGUCAUUACCACCACCUCCCCCAAGGCUGACCUCCACCAAUGCGUCGAAUAUACCGUCAUCACAACAGAUAUUGAACGAAGCACCGCUUUGUUACGACAUUGAUCCAUUCCCAUUGCACAACGGCGAUAUCGGAUGGACCUUCAGUGGAAACAAGGAGUACCUGAAAAGGCACGACGAAGAAGCCUAUGCGCAGCUUCACAGGAACCUUCACAACAUCUGCCACUCUGACGGGUAUAUUGAUCUGUGCCGGGUACAAGAAGUACGACAAGUUCAGCGCAACAGCAGCCCCGCAGAUCCAAAUAUCGAAAGAGGGCCAGAUGUCGAGUAUAACCCGGAUGUCCGAGAUACGCACCGGGAUGAUGGUGCAACAGAUCAGUUCGACGACGACAGGACUUUUGAGAUGCUGUUAGACAAUGAUCUCAUCAUUCGCCUUCAAGCAUACAAUAAGGACACCAGAGAUGAGUGGAUAAGGCGGAUGAAUGCCUUGGUGAAAUACUGGAAAGAGCGUACUGCCUCUGAUGGAGCUGAGCUGAAAAUUGUCCGACAGAAGAACCUAGAGGCGCUUGAUAUUGAUGAAGAGGUUGAGUCGCACAUCGGGCAGUUUGCCCUGAAAUGGGAAGUCAAGAAGGCAGUGGCAUCGCCGCACCUGCAUAAUAUGUGUUCCUUAUCCCACUGUCGGACAAUCAAGAUGUCCGGACAACUUUACCGCAAGCCACGCCGGCAUGCGACAUUCAAACGGUGCAACGUCAUUCUCUCCGGUGGAAAGCUUCUCAUCUUCCGGAGUUCACUACGAAGCCGCAACGGCGUCGAAAUGGCCCACAUACACCAAGAACUAGAAACCUCUAUAGACCUCAGCGACUGCUAUAUAUACUCAGGCCUACUAACAGACAACGAUCUCUUAUAUGCAAACCAAACCUUCGACAACAGCAACCCAGGCCACCAAUCCUUACCACGUGCAUACCUCUCCCCCGACGUCUUUACGACCUGCGACGACGACACGGCAAUCACAUUCGUGAUCUGGCAACCUCUUCGAAAGAACUAUUUCCGGGCGAAGGAGUAUGGGAAGAGAGGGCGGACGAAGCAGACGCUGAAACAUGUGUCGACGCUGGGUGUCCAUGGGAGAACGAUUGUGUUUAAGACGAAGAGUCGGGUGGAGAAGGAUCGGUGGGUGUUGAGUAUUGCGUCGGAGAUUGAUAGGAUACAAGAGGAGGAGCAUGAGAAUAUUAGGAUUGUUUCGGCGGGAUAGGAUUAUUCUUUCUUGGGAUAUUUAUAUUUCUGUUCGUGUUACGAUACACACUUCAGCAUUGUUAUAAUUUGCCUGGUGCUUUAUGAUAUACCGGGUCUUACUUGAUUAAUUCACAGUUCUUAGGCAGUCUUCUGGUUCAUAUAAUGUCCUGGUACUACCAAUACCACACAGGUGAC
This is a messenger RNA of Aspergillus glaucus CBS 516.65, 3507 nucleotides long. Its product is annotated as sporulation-specific 71 family protein. Gene Ontology annotation, biological process: protein localization to prospore membrane; ascospore-type prospore membrane formation. The coding region runs from base 107 to 3331 and encodes 1074 amino acids. The transcript is spliced from 4 exons. The record is from RefSeq and is a predicted model, not a curated record. NCBI's taxonomy places the organism in Eukaryota, Fungi, Ascomycota, Eurotiomycetes, Eurotiales, Aspergillaceae. Gene Ontology annotation, cellular component: prospore membrane.